This is a messenger RNA of Columba livia (rock pigeon), 9588 nucleotides long. Its product is annotated as vesicle-associated membrane protein 2. Gene Ontology annotation, molecular function: SNAP receptor activity; syntaxin-1 binding. Lineage: Eukaryota; Metazoa; Chordata; Aves; Columbiformes; Columbidae. Gene Ontology annotation, biological process: SNARE complex assembly; vesicle fusion; vesicle-mediated transport. Gene Ontology annotation, cellular component: plasma membrane; SNARE complex. The transcript is spliced from 5 exons. Bases 394 to 738 code for a protein of 114 amino acids. The record is from RefSeq and is a predicted model, not a curated record.
AAGGUUUUCAUCUAAAUAACCCCUCUAAGCCUCCUGACUGGAACGAGCCCAGCUCUGGUAACCACACCCCAGCGAGACAGUUCCAGCUCGGCACGGGGAAGAGGCGGAUGCGGGCAGGAACGAGCGGCUCCAUCUGCGUUAGUCACUCCAGGACUUUCUCCUGCCUGGCGUGAGGGUGGGGAGGGGGUACCUCCGUGCCUUGCCUCUACUUCCUACUCUGUGAUGUGAGGCACAGGCAUGCUCAGUAGCUGGUGCCUACCCCUCCUAUCUCAGCAACAGUGCCUACAACACUAGGAGAUUGCUUGCAGCAGGAGCGGAGAGCAGGAAAGCCAUCUUUGCUGGAGAGGGAGGCAGCAGCCCCUGAGCCGCUCGGCACCCGCUCGGCUGCACGCCAUGUCUGCUCCAACUCCUAGCCAAGGUCCCACCAGUGCUGGGGCUGCAGGGCCACCUCCUGCUACCAGUGUGUCAAGUAACAAACGGCUGCAGCAGACACAAGCUCAGGUGGAUGAGGUGGUAGACAUCAUGAGAAUGAAUGUGGACAAGGUGCUAGAAAGAGACCAGAAGCUAUCAGAGCUUGACAACCGGGCAGAUGCAUUGCAAGCAGGUGCUUCACAGUUUGAAACCAGUGCAGCCAAACUGAAGAGAAAAUAUUGGUGGAAAAAUUGCAAGAUGAUGAUCAUCCUUGGUGUAGUAUGCGCAGUCAUUCUCAUUAUAAUUAUAAUUUAUUUCUCCACUUGAAAAAGUGAAGAAGGAAGACUUGGCACAACUUUGUUCAUAUCAACCAAUGAUAUCAGUGUUCCUUUGUUGAACUCCGCUUUUUAAUUCCCGGUGUCUUGGGAUUUUUGCUUGUAAUAACCCAUAAGCAUUCGGUGUGGUGUGUUUUGGAAUUCUGUUGUUUCCACAAGAAACUGUACCAGCUAAAUACUGCCAAGUAGUUCCAUACACUGUCUUAUACUGUGUCUUAAAAUGUAUAUGUACUGACCUUCAGAAACUGUAGUAUAUGAAAAGCAUCCUAAACAUCUCAGAAUCAGAGAAUGCAGCUAUGGGGAAGCUCCUCCUUAAAGGGACACUGUCAGGUGGAUUGGACCCAAACCUAAGGUCACAGCAAACGUUAGGGCCAAAACUUUCAAUCUGAGCACCUAAAGUUGGAUAGCAAAAUCCAAUAUCAGAUGUAACUUUUGGAGGUAGUAUCUGGUACUCCCCUUCAAUAGAGUAGUUACCAACAAGUAUUCAUGUAAGAUGACUUAUUUCAACUUAGCCAACCAAACACAGAUUUUGUGAGAUUAGUUGUGGUAUCCAAGCAUCCAAGUCUAAAUACAUUGCCUGCAGGAACGUAAUAGAACUUGAUUAUUACCUUUUAUAGUUUUAAAUUUUUCCUUAUUGGGUGUUCUGUACAACCAGAAUGGCCUUGAUAUAAAACCCAGAAACAAAAUAGUAUUAGAGAAAAAACAAACAAACAAACAAAAAAAAACCCAAAAAACCAAAAGAACAUUAGCUAGCACAAUCUUGAAUAAGCCAAGUGAAAUGCAGAAAUGGUAAUACAAGUGUCAUUAAUGACCAAGAUCCAGACUCUUGCUAAAAACUCAAGGUACAGUGUGUCAGGCUUCAUGGGACUUUCUUGAAUGCAAAUCCCCAAUACUUGCAGUCCUAACUUAAAGCACAUGAACAACUUUGGCUAUGUCUGUGGCUUCCCAGCACACUUGUAGGAAGCUACCUCUGCACAGUUUUGCAGAAGUGGUCCCCACUGCGAGGACCAUUAAAAAAUCAGGAAGAAGAAGGUAUUGGCAAAUAGAGGGAACAGUGGAGAGAGGCUGAGAAAGGGAAGGGUGCCUAGCAAAGUUAUCCUGGAGAAGAGGAAGACAGAGAAACACUGUUCCAAAGUGGUGGUGUUAAUAGGUUUUUUAAACUUUGUGUGUGUUUAUAGUUCAUGAACUAUAGUGUGGUUUUUGUGAAGUGCUCAGCUGAGAUAGUUUUCAUAUUCAAUUAUACUAACAUUUGAUGUAACUAAGAGAAAUUAUAUAUUGCAGUUUUAAAGUUCUUGUAUGCUACUGUUGUAGGGUUUCUUCCAAAUGCUGAAUUCCUUGUUUUUUCUCUUUUAAGCACUGAAUAGUUUAAUCAUAGCUAACCAAACUAAAAAUGAGUUAUCAAAUUUUGAGCCAGGAAAUUCUGGAAGGGUCUUGUUUAGGAUAACUCCUUUUAAAUGUCUAACAAGAAUUUGUAGAUUUUUUUUUUAAAGGCUGUUGUUUUUUGUUUGUUUGUUUUUUGCAAUAUAAUUAGGGCAUAGAAAUUGUGAUAAUAGUAGUGUAAAUAUUCCCACUGUGGACAAUAUCUCUUGACAUGCUCUUACAUUAAAAAACAGGGACACAGACUAUUUCAUUGCAGUGGAUGUAUAUACAAAUUGUGUUUAAGUAGAAUUUUGCAGAGAAAAUAAGCAAACAUCAGUUGAAAGGUUCAAUUUGCUUUUUUUCCCUAUAUGUUUAUCCCUUCAUAUUUACAUGUACUGUUUCAUGCUAUUAAGCAGUAGGUGUCUUAUUGGAACCGUCUUAUUGGAAUUUAACUUUCUAAGUUAGUAAUAUGCUACGGGACCUCCUGGUAUGCCCUGUUCACUUAAAUUUUUCAGCUGAGUGAGUACAUAAACAAUUCUAAAAUCCCCCAGGCCCAGGCAGAAAACUCUGCUGACUCCAUGAGGUGCCACAACUGAAUGCUAUGUAUAAUUGAACUUUCACUUGUCCAACUUCAAGACCCUUUUUAAACCACUAAGAUAUUUGGCUGGCUGAUAUGAAAGAUUUACUCCUAAGAGUGAGACCCUGCCACCCAUACCCAUGUUGAGCAUGGCUCAAUCCUCACAGGGCUUCUCCACAGGAAUGCUGAAAGGACUCAGGGGAUGAAGAUAGCUUUCAUCAAGAUGGUACGGUCGGUAAAGUUAUAUGCUGAUACAAACCCUUAAUGUAGACAGGUCCUUCUCCUAUGAGUCUGAACUGACUACCUAGCUGAUAUGACAGCAAAUACACAUCAAAGAGUUUGACUCUUGUAGCUACAAAGAUGCAGAUUUUCCAAGUGAAACUGUAAUGAAACUGCUAUAAGGAUGCAAAGCCUCCUAACUAAUGUAUCUCAAGCAAGUUAAUAAUCAAAGUGGGAGCUUUAUGACAGAGUGCAGAAGAUAAACCACUGGUUGUGGAAUGUGUACUCGUCCCUCAAAACAGUAACUUAAGAGGGGUGGCUGCUAAAUGUUGGUGAGAAUUUGCAAGGAAGGUUUUGGUCAAGAAACCUAGCCUCUAGUGGUUGUAAAAUGUGAAGAAACUAAAUUAAUGUGUUUAACUCUUUUAAGUUGUUCACAAUAGUGUGCCUGUGAAUGUUCCAUGUUUGCUAGUUGUGCUGUGAUGGUGAGCUGCAAUCAGUAAAACAAGCCAUGUAACAUUUCUAAUUCAGCCCAGGAAGCAUGAAGAAGUGCGUCCUUCCCUGAUGUACAGACCCAAAGUUGAACUGCUCCUGCAGAGGGUUAAUUCUUCUGCAAUGAGAUUAUGGUAAUAUAGUCCUGUCUGGGCUCACAGAUUGUGCAGCACCAUCACCUAUAUGUAGACCUAUACAGAGGACAAUCUAUAUAAACACAGCUGGAGAUCUUAUUUGCGUUGGAGCCAGGAUUGAUUGCUUUCCACUCACAUUUAAAAUGUUCAUGCAGUUACAACUGCCUACUUGUAACAGUAAAUUUCCCAUGAAAAGGUUAACUCAUUCUUGUUUAGUCAGCACUGAUUCGAAUUUCAAUUACUAGGUAGAAUGUCAACUACUAUUCUUCAUCACUAACUACUGCUUAGAGUUGGGCUGGUAAAAAAGCACCAAGAAGCUCCAUUUUACCCACUCCCCAGCAAACCCUCAGGGGACUGCAAGGCUGAUUGCUUUCUGCCUGCCAUCAUGGGGACUGAAGACUUCUCUGGCUGUGAGCAAGGAUUUUGAUAGCCUUAGCCAGAGAUAGACAUAGUUUGAGAUUUGCAUGUUCUAUUGUUAUGAGAAGUGCUUAUUCUUCCUUUGGUUUCUGGGCUAUACUGUACAGCUAUGCUGUUAGUAUGGUACGCCAUUCAGAAACAGCAUAGCUGAACUGAGAUGGUUAGGAGCUGGUCUGUGGUUGUACCACAGCUGCUGUCUGGCUUGCUAAUGAGUGCACAUGAACUUCUGAGGCUGAAGAAGUGUUAUUUGCAUCCACUAUCCACAGGCUAGUAAGGUCCUGCUUGGAGUUACGUCUUCCUCCUUCUAAUUUAGCUCACCUUAAAAUAACAUAAAUGUGGCUUUAAACCUAAAAAAUUGGUACACAGAGCUUACAGGAACAAGUAGCGUGGAAGCCCAAACAGGACCUGAUUUUCACUUGGCAACAUUAUGUAGCAACACAGUCAAUCCAACAUAGUCCAACAAAAUUCAAUAUUAUUAGCAGGAGAAGGGGAGAAUCUGAUAAAGAUUCUCAAAGUAACUUGUGGUCUGUAAGACAAGAAGUGUUUCUGUGUCUCAUUUUUAUCUCUGCUCAUCUGACACGGCUUUACAUAACUCUAAUUUUUUUAACAGCUGAGCUACUUCUUAUCUGAAUACAAUAGAUUUUAAUUCUUAAGAGCAAGUUCAUGACUUGACAUUUGUGUUGGAACAUACCUGUAGAUAGUGACGUCUGCUUCUCAGAAGUGCAUCUACCAUGGCAGACUCAAACUUUAGGUACUUUUAGAAGUCCAGAUAUUAGUCAACUCUUCUUCAUCCUUUUACAGAUUUUUUUUCUCUAUGCCAUGGAAGGUUAUUCACACAGUAAGAGUAUGUAUAAUCUAUUAUUUAUUUAUGGUGGCACCUUGAUCGCACAUGUUGGUGCUGGACCUUUGCAAAGAAACUAGAGAGAAGAGCAUUUGGGUGUGAUCCAGAAUUUAAAUCUCGACUGCCCUUUAAACAGGGAAGAUGGCAAAACCAGUAGCCAUAUAAGGCACUGGGCUGUCUCCCAAAGUACACAGUGAGUAUUGGAGAAGGGCCUCGAAGAGACCAAAGUCUCUUUGGUCUGGAUUCAUGUCCUAACUUGAACUUUAGACCCAUAACAUACUAUAACCUUUGGGCCCCCUGUGUAGUAAGAAGAGUGAGAUGCUUUUGCAGUUAUUCCUCUCACUUGAUUUAGGUCCCUCUUGCUAGAUGAGAUACAUUUGAGCAUGUACUUCUCCAUGCAUGAGAAAGCACAAGCACCCUGGAAUUACCUUAUUUAAAAGCAAACCCAAAAAGCUGAAGAGUGUAGUUUGAAAAAAAAAAUGCAUUAUAUCUAGAGACGUGAUCGGCUAAAGAUUACAGCAUUAUUAUCAGGAGGGAUACUAGGUCGGGAUGUAUGAAACAAAUCAGAACCUCACAGCAAUUGUUCUUUUUUCAUUUGGUCUCCUUCAGAAACACUUUUCUAUUCCACUUCAAUAAAGGGUUUUGUUUUCCUCUUCAGCUAAUUUCCUUUCCUUAUUUCAUUAAUAUAUGUCUCCAUUGAUGUCCUCAGUAGCUUUUUUUCUCCAUUGAGAACCAGAAGACUGUCUGCUGUUAAACACAUGCACAAAAAGAUCUGAGCCACCCAAGGAGUUUACCUUUCUUUCUGAUGCACUGACAUUUAAAAGCUACAUCCUAUAACAAAGCAGAAAAACUGUGGCAGUCCGGUUACACACAGUUUUGGUGGAGUAAACACUUGAUUAUUCAACAAUGAGUCAUUUCUGCAGUAACCUCAUUCUGUCAUGACUGUAUCACAUCUGCUAACUCUCCAAAGCAAAAAUCAUAACCUAUACUGGUCUAAAACAUGAACACAGCCUCUUGGUUCAUACGUAACACUCUACUCAACCAAAGAAGCCAGGAGCUAUAAGUUUAGAAGGGCAAAGAACUUGUUCUCAAAGACAGAAAGUCAUAGAGAACAACAAAGAUAAUUAUGAAAAAAGCUUCCCUGUUCUUUAGCCCUUCUCACAGUGUCUGGCUUCUCCAUUAUUCUUCAAGUCCCCCUUUGUUCUCCUAUAAAGCUUUUGUGGUUUUUGGAGUAUACUGUGUUUGGAACCUACCAUACUUGGGGCUAUGGUUGUUCUGCUGUCCUCUGAGUUGACACCCUGCCUUCUGCCGUAUUGCUUUUGUUGACUCCAAUCAGUGCAGAGGUAGGCCUGAGUGGAGUAGAACCUCCUCUCCAUAAUGCCCUGCUGUCCUCAAACCAGCCUCCACUGGUGGAAUGAGAACACUGGAGGCAGAAUAUGGCUCCUGGAUCUUAAUUUUGUUCAAAAUGAUGUGAUACAAAAGAAGGCUUCUGACUGAUAGACAACAGUAUUUUUGCUACACUGUUUUCAAAUACCGGAAUUUUAAUUAAAUGUAUUUAACAUUUCUUGUAACAGUUUUGAUGGAAAAGAGAGGAAACAACAAAUAAGGCUCGUGUGAUGACAAGAUAGUAAAUUGGGAAAUGGUGUAAGUGAAAUAUAGCCAACGGUCAGUAAAUUCCUUUUUAUAAGUGGCUAUACCCAAGAGCACCUUUUGUGUGUUAAAACUAAGCAGUGCUAGCCUGUUGAAGUGCAUAUGGACUACUAGUUAAAAUGAACUAUGAUAGAUGAUAGUUGAAUUUACUUCCUUUCAUUUAUUUAUUGAAAACACAGGACAUAAAUGCAGGGAGGAUGAUGCAGUAUUUUUGCAGAGUGUGCCAUUUGGGAUAUACCGUCCAAAUACAUGCUGCUGUUGUCAGCUGCAGAAGUGGUUGAGGACUUCAGUCAAAUGAUGGCUCCAGUGUGCUUGGUGCAGUAAAGAUACAUACUGAAUGCGCACUCAGUUAUAUAGCACUUUGGUCUGCCAGUAAGGAAGUAAUUUUCACACAACAUGAUUACUCCACUUAUCCUUAUUCCACUCUAGUAUCUAUGCUUGCCUAACAAUAAAUGGUCUAAGGAGACGAUGGAAAAUUAUUUUGCUGAAUCCAUUACAUUCUUGUCAUGUACACACAUGGUGGUGGUCUGAGCUUUUGUAAUGAAAAGAGUUCAAAAGAAUUAAGGAGUCUCAAUAUUAUAAUCUAUCCUUUGAAAUUAGUUUCUCCGCCUGAUAAGCUAGAAGUUUGUUUAAAGUAAGAGCAAAUAAUGGCAGCUGCUGUUUCAUUUGUAAGAUCAGUGUUUGAGAUAGUGUAUAUAAUAAAGCCACGAAUUCAUAGAUGCACAAUGCAUAAUUGUUUUCAGAAGUUCAGUUAUUCAUAUUUAUAAUGUUGACCUGAAAGGCUGCAACAAUUUCUCCAUCAGUCAUAGCAGUGUUGGCUGGACGUGAUAAUUCAGUGGUCAGUGUGGCUACUGUGCUGCUAGCAAGCUACAGUGUACUAAAUAAUGCAACUUCAACCUUUCAUGAAACUUAAAGGGGAAAAGAAAUUCUGAAUAAAAGUAGAAAAGUAAACAAAAGGCCAUGGGUAUAGAGGUUUAACUUAAGUAUACCUGCUAAUUGCUUAAAUAAUAGAUAAAUCAUACAAAUAAUUGAAUAAUUAGCUUCCAAAGCCUAUUUAAUAAUGAAUUUAUUUUUUUUUCCACAUUAGAAAUGCUAAGUUCAAUCUAUGUUCCAUUUGCUUUUUCCCCAGAUUGGAAAUAAAAUGCUAAUGUAGCCAAGACAUACUCACAGGUCUGCACAAUAAAAUGUUAUGGAUAGCCCACCACUUGUCAUGAAAAACAUUAUUACUUUGUCUUGUCAAUGAAAAGUCCUCUCUCCCCCAACCACAUACAUGGUAAAAUAUUAGUCACAUUAUAUAUAUAUAUCAGCACUACUGAAAGAUUAGAAAUUAGUACCUCCUACUCAAGAUCAAGACUUAAAAACAUCCUUUGUCUGUUGCAAAAAUACAUUUUGAGGGGGAAACACCAACUGUUGUGGAGGUUCAACUUUUAUUUGACAACUCCUAUUCUUUUUUCCUCCCACUUUCCGAAAGAAGUGCGUAUAUACAUAGACAUUUGGCAUUUGGGUGAUAUGUUCUUUUUCCAAGUAUGAAAGAGAUGAAACACAGCCAGCAUCUACUGUGAGCAACCUUUAGUUUGUUUUGCAGCAUAAAAAGUUUUUUCAGUGGCAAUAUAUGUACUGUCAUUAUAAACUUGUUUCCGUCAUUGCAGGAAAUUAGUUUGUAGCCAGGUAGUAUUUUCCUUAAUGACCUAUGCUUGAACCUUAACACAUAAAAUAACCCUCUGGAGGUACUAUCUAAGCACUGUAGACUUAGAAAGGGCAAAUGGUUGAGUAUUUCAUGCUCUCUGGCCACAAGUGAACAGCAAAGCGUGGAAGGGAAUUCAACAUGUGCUUCGGCAUAUAAAGAAUUUCCAUUCCCUGUUUAAGACAACAAAAAAAAUCAUCAUUUGUCCUUACUAAAUCCAUGCCUGAUAUGAAAUCUGUGCCAUGUUCUAAUUCAGGAGAGGAAACGCCUUUCCUUUGAAUGGUAGAAAAAUUAGAUUGGAAAGAACCCCAGGGGUUUAUCUAGUCCAAUCUCGUGCUUGAAGUAGGGACACCUUUGAGGCUUGAUCAGGUUGCAUAGGGUUUAUAUUGAUGAGUUUUGAAAGUCUCCAACACUGGUGAUUCCACAGUAAUUCUGCCAUUGGAAAUAUUCUCUGCCCUACCGAGGCUGGUAAAAGUGCGGUAUGCACCUUCAUAAGUGUAUGUGGUCUGUGUUUUUGCCUUUUUUUUUUUUUGUGCACUGGUCUGAUUAGAGUCAAAUUCAGAUCUAGUGGGAGUAAGUGCAGCCCCCAUUUUUCAAAAAGCUUCCACUGACUGCAAGAACUUUUCUUCCUUUCUCGUUUACAUGAGACCUAGACAGAUCUGAUCAUGCUGAGGAUAUCAGUGCAUUCUCCCCUGUGAAGCUUGCUCCUCUUAACACUGAAGUUGAGGAUAGACAUAGGAUCAGACUCAGGACAUCUGGUAAAGUCUAGUUCUAUACUGAGGUCAGUGAUGAAAGCUAGACUGGCUACUAAGUUACUAGACAGGCACCAAAGAAAGAAGAUUUACUGAGAUUACUAUCUCUCCUAAUAAGUCACCUUAGCAAUGUCACCCCUCUUUCAAAUGCUGCUGGAAUGGCCAUGCAAAACAAAAAGCUUUCUACUACCUCUUUCCUUUAAAUUCUUCAAGCUCUACUUCUAAUAGGAAUAGCCAGAAAUAAGAUUUCAGUUGCCCUUUUAAAAACUGAACUCCAGCCCAAAUCUUUAAUUGCAUCAUUUUAAAGGCUACACAGUAGUGUUAAGCUACAUAGUAAUUAACUCAGAAAGUAUCUGAAAGUCUGUGCUGAGAACAGCAUCUCUCACCUUGUAGACUCAGCUAUACUGAACGAGAAAUUGUGGUUUGUGCCUCUACAGAAAACAUUCCAUUUGCAUCUUCUUAGAGCUACCUGGGGAGGAAAAAUAAUGUUGUGAAGACCAGGAAAUUUCUUAAAGUGCUUUACCUGGAGGUCAGUGGAAUCCCAUUUAGAAAUGAUGAAUGCAUGAAUUUUGAUGCUAAAAUUGUGAUGACUUACAAAGUUUGAUAUUACUGUACUUUUCUGUGGACAGUGACUUUUUUGAAGUGGUAAACAUAUUUUCCAAGAAUAUUGUAGGCAUUUGUAACAUGUAUGUUUGUGCCAAUAAAUCUUGUUUUAAGAAA